AUGAGCAAUCCAUUGAGAUAUCCAAUGAAAUGGAUAAGUACUUGGUGGAAAGGAAACCAAACAAGAUAUCCGAUUCUUUCACAAGUUGCCAAGGAUAUCUUUGCACUUCCAAGUUCUACGGUUGCUAGUGAAAAUGCUUUUAGCAUGGGCAAGAGGAUUGUGGAUCCUUUUAGAAGCUCCUUGCAUCCUAAAAUGGUAGAGGCAUUAGUGUGUACUUGUGAUUGGCUUAGGGCGCACAAAUUUUCCUUUUACAAGGAACCCACGGAUGAUGAGGUUGAAUUCUAUAAGGAAAUUAAACAUAUGACAACUUAUAGCAUUGAUGCUCAUACAUCGCAACCAGGUCCUUCAAAUCCACUCACCACCACCAACAUUUGA
Prunus armeniaca (apricot) is the source of this 375-nucleotide messenger RNA. The record is from the annotation of a GenBank genome assembly. Lineage: Eukaryota; Viridiplantae; Streptophyta; Magnoliopsida; Rosales; Rosaceae.